This is a messenger RNA of Neoarthrinium moseri, 747 nucleotides long. RefSeq lists its product as uncharacterized. Gene Ontology annotation, cellular component: cytoplasm. Lineage: Eukaryota; Fungi; Ascomycota; Sordariomycetes; Amphisphaeriales; Apiosporaceae. The record is from RefSeq and is a predicted model, not a curated record. The transcript has 2 exons. Bases 1 to 747 code for a protein of 248 amino acids.
AUGACUUCGUACGAAAGGCCGCUGGAUCAGAUCCGGAAGGAGACCAAGGCCGCUCACCGGGCGCCGCACCUCCGCAAGAACAACCUGACGCCGGUUGAUCAGAUCGAUUCGCUCGACAACAUCCUGGGCGCCACGUACCACCAUGACGGCCCCUACGACGCCACGCUGGCUUCCCGCAACAGGAACAGGAAGUACGCCCCCGUCGAUGCCGUCCAGGAGACCAACAAGAUGGCACUCGACGCAACGCCCAUCGAGAACCUGCAAGACUCGUUGCGCAAGCAUGUGCCGCUCGCGGGCACCGCAAACAUUCCGCCCGGCCAGGAGGAUCUCGCUGGCCGCACCAUGCGCUACGAGGAAGGCGCCGAUCUUAUGAGGGAAGAGGACGCCGAGGGAGGCCCGUACCGGAGGUGGAAGGACUAUGACUACGAAUACCAGCCGGGCGACCUGAAGGGCAAGGGAGAGCCGUCCUACUCCAUAGAGCGCCAGAUCAAGGAGCGCGGCGCAUCCGCGUCUGGCGAAAACGGCACAGCGGUGUACGAGAUGCAGCCCGGCGGCAGUUCUCGCAAGGACGGAGGCACCGUCGUGCGCCAGCGCAGUUACAGCUCCUCGGCAGGACCUUCGAGUCCCCCGGGUGCCGCGCAUGACUCCAAUGUUCGCCGAAGCAAUACCGUCGGCAAGCGGUCUGGCCUCGAGGGCCUGAAGCGACGCAUUGGGAGCUUGAGGCGAAAGUCGCCGGAUCAGGCCUAA